ACACUUCUUCCGGUUCACUGUAUUCAGAACCCGGAGGUUUGACGCGGGAAACCGGAGAAUAGAAGAUCUUGAUCGCUGCAGUUAUCGAGAUGGGAGACACUCUGGAGUUUAAUAACAUUCAUACGGAGGUGAAGGGGUCUUGGAAUGACGGCCGGCUGAGGUUCAGCAAGCAGUCGCUGGUCUAUAAAAGCCACAAAACGGGGAAGGUGGACAGUAUCCCGGCUCCUGAGCUCUCCGCGGCCCAGUGGCGUCGCGUCUGUGUGGGUCACGGGAUCAAACUGGCCACCAGCACCGGACACGUCUACAGAUACGACGGCUUCAGAGACACAGAUUUCGAGAAAAUCUACAGCGUUCUUUAAAGCGAACUGACUACAAGGUUGAGUGUGGCGGAGAAGG
Cyprinus carpio (common carp) is the source of this 396-nucleotide messenger RNA. RefSeq names its product FACT complex subunit SSRP1-like (gene ssrp1a). Gene Ontology annotation, molecular function: DNA binding; histone binding; nucleosome binding. The coding region runs from base 90 to 359 and encodes 89 amino acids. The transcript has 4 exons. The record is from RefSeq and is a predicted model, not a curated record. Gene Ontology annotation, cellular component: nucleus; FACT complex. Lineage: Eukaryota; Metazoa; Chordata; Actinopteri; Cypriniformes; Cyprinidae.